Oldenlandia corymbosa var. corymbosa is the source of this 366-nucleotide messenger RNA. NCBI's taxonomy places the organism in Eukaryota, Viridiplantae, Streptophyta, Magnoliopsida, Gentianales, Rubiaceae. The record is from the annotation of a GenBank genome assembly.
AUGGCGUCAGAGCAUAUUGAAGCCGACAAUGCAGAAGCCAUAAUCAUGAGAAUCGAGCACAAGUCUCGCAAGAUCGAGAGCUUGCUCAAACAGAACAAACCAGUGGAAGCCCUUAAGACAGCUCUUGAAGGGUCACCUCCCAAGACGAAGGAUGAGAGGUGCAAGUCUGCGAAUUGGAUAGUGGUGCACAGGGCUAUAAUGGCAAUCAAGGAUGUGGACAGCUUGUUCUUUGCAUUGGAUCCUGAGUAUUAUGAUAUCCUGAUGAACAAGAAUUUAUCGGAUAAGGGAGGGAAGGGUAAUACUGGAUCUUUUCUUAUUUCUUCUGUGCAAGUAGUCAUGAGUGUAUCUGAUGUGAGUUCAGAAUAA